AUGGAUCCUACCGAGACCAGCCAGGGCCUCCACAUCCCUGACAGCGCUCAGUCCCAAAGGGAGGCAAGGGGUCUGGUGGGAGCCCAGGUCCCCAUAUCUGAGGCAGGGGAGGAGUCCACUGCCACUACCUCAGGGGGUGUGUCCAUUGGAGGAAUGCUGAGUUCUCCCCACAGUGCUCAGAGAGCCUCUUCUCCCACCGCCAUGGGCUUCAUUGCAGUGGCACCGUCUGCUCAGGCCUCUGGCAAUCAAGCUAGCCAUGUCGCUAACCCCGAGCCUCCACUGCAGAAUGGGCUCAAUAGCAAGAGUGUGGAUUUGGUUCUCUUCCUACUCCUCAAGUACAGGAGGAAGGAGAUAACGACUAGGGCAGAAAUUCUGCACAUGGUCAUCGGAGAUCAUGAGGCACACUAUUCCGUGAUCUUUACGAAGGCCGCUGACUGCAUGCGGCUGAUGUUUGGCCUUGAGAUAAUAGAAAAUAACCCCCUUGGGAACCCCCUUGUCCACUCCUACUCUCUUGUCCAUGCUCUUGGGAUCACCUAUGAUGGGAUGCAGCAUGGUUUCCCAGGCAUACCCAAGACAGGCCUGGUAAUAGUCAUACUGUGCAUCAUCUUCAUAGAGGACGACUGUGUCAGUGAGGAGGUGUUGUGGCGUAUAUUGAAUAGGAUGGGGCUCUAUGCUGGGAGGGAUCAUUUCUUGUGCGGGGAGCCCAGGAGACUCAUCACUGAACAUUUUGUGCAGGAAGGGUAUCUGGAGUACAGGCCGGUGCCAGAUAGUGAUCCUCUCAGCCAUGAGUUCCUGUGGGGCCCGAGAGCCCAUGCUGAAACCACCAAGGUGGAAGUCUUCAAGUUUUUUGCCAGAGUUGUUAAGCAGGAUCCCAUAUCGUACGUUUUCCCUAUGCAGAGAGAUGAGAUUGAGAGGUCUGAGGCCGCGAUCCCCCAAACAGUGGCACUCUUGCCCUGA
Messenger RNA from Microtus oregoni (creeping vole), 957 nucleotides. RefSeq names its product melanoma-associated antigen 10-like. Gene Ontology annotation, cellular component: nucleus. The record is from RefSeq and is a predicted model, not a curated record. Gene Ontology annotation, biological process: negative regulation of transcription by RNA polymerase II. NCBI's taxonomy places the organism in Eukaryota, Metazoa, Chordata, Mammalia, Rodentia, Cricetidae. The coding region runs from base 1 to 957 and encodes 318 amino acids. The transcript has a single exon.